This is a messenger RNA of Leopardus geoffroyi (Geoffroy's cat), 3218 nucleotides long. RefSeq names its product spindle and kinetochore associated complex subunit 3 (gene SKA3). Bases 72 to 1319 code for a protein of 415 amino acids. The transcript has 9 exons. Gene Ontology annotation, biological process: chromosome segregation; mitotic cell cycle. Gene Ontology annotation, cellular component: outer kinetochore; spindle microtubule. The record is from RefSeq and is a predicted model, not a curated record. Lineage: Eukaryota; Metazoa; Chordata; Mammalia; Carnivora; Felidae.
GUGGCGGGCCGGGCCGGACCGGAGCGGUGAGAUCCGCUCGCGUCUCGCGUCCUGCCGAGCAGUCCUUAUCCAUGGAUCUGAUCCGAAGCUUCCACGCGAAGCUACGGUCUCUGGCCAUCACCCUCGACAGCGAGACGGCCCGGCUGCAGCGAGCGCUGGACGGAGAGGACAGCGACAUUGAAGAUUAUCCAGUGAGAAUUUUAUAUGACCUUCUUUCUGAAGUCCAGACUCUAAAGGAUGAUGUCAUUCUUCUUCUUGAUAAAGCAAGUUUGGAAAGUCAAGAAAGCAUUGGUUUCAUAAAGGCAACAAAAGUACUAAUGAAAAAAAAUUCAAUGGAUAUCAUGAAAAUAACGGAGUUUUUCCAGAAGUAUGGAUAUAAUCCACGUGCCAAGAAAAGCUCAGUGGAUGGACAAGAAAUCACUGACUCUGACUCAGAGUCCACUAAGCAUGAAAAUGUCCACAUGCCUGAUGUGAAGGACAGUCUGUCCAAUCCUGCUAUUCCAAGCACUGCUAGUUCUGAGAAGUCUCCACGGAGUCCCCAACUUUCAGAUUUUGGACUUGAGCGGUACAUGAUAUCCCAAGUUCCACCAAACCCUCCACAGGCAGAAAACGACCAUGAAGAAGAGCCCAGAAUUUUAACUCCAUCUUCCAAGCAGUCCGUAGUUAAAGUACUAAAAACUCCAAAAUGUGCCCUAAAGAUGGAUGAUUUUGAGUGCGUAACUCCUAAAUUAGAACACUUCGGUAUCUCUGACUGUACUGCGUGUUUGAAUGAAGAUUACACGAUGGGACUUAAAAAUAUGAAGGAGAAUAAAAGUGAGGAGGCCAUAGAAUCAGAACCGGUGACCAGUAAUCAUUUCUUUGCUACUCCUGGCCUCAUAAUCCAGCAGUUGAAAAAAAAUGAUGGCGACUAUACAGAUUCCCCCUUGGUACCCACGUUCUGCACUCCUGGUUUGAAAAUUCCUUCUACAAAGAACAGUAUAGCUUUGGGAUCCACAAAUUAUCCGUUAUCGGAAACAAAUAGUUCAUCAAACGAUUUGGAAAUGAAAGACUGUACAUCGUUAGUUUUAAAUUCGGAGAAGUGUUUUGAGAGUUUUGCGGAUCCCUCUUCUCCCGUAAUUUCUUCUUACGAGAAUCUGCUGAGAACACCUACACCUCCAGAAGUCACUACCAUUCCGGAAGAUAUUCUUCAGAUUUUAUCAAAAUACAAUUCGAACCUAGCUACUCCAGUGGCAGUGAGAGCCGUGCCACCCGGCAAAGCAUUCCUCGCCAAAUACGGAGCACCGAGCGCCCGAGGUGCUGGCAACAAAGAAAACUGGUGAAGAAAACUUUGCAAGUUUUGUAGACACAGAACAGAAGGCGGUGGAAGCGGAGCGGGAUGGACUCGUCGUGUAGCCCCACAUCUUCCCCCUUUUUCCAAGCCAGCCCAGAGUAAAGAUGAACACGGACACAGAUGUGCUUUUUGUUAAGAUUUGACUCCAUUUAACCUCGAUCUUACUCAGCUAUUCCAUUGUUAAAGUUGUCGUUACGACUGCACUGACUUCACAUUCACCUGCCUGAUCUAACAAAAUGGUUGAGAGAUACUAGGACGCAGGGUAAAAAGCUUAAAGUUCUUAAAUGUUUGUGACUUCCAACAAGGCCAUCCUGAUCUUCUCGUGGCGGGGUGGUGGUGCCGUCAGCCAGAGCUGGGCUCCUCCCUUGAUUCUGGCUCUGUCCUUGUCCUGUCUCCUCUCACGACUGUCCCCGAGCCUUUCACACCUUUUAGCUCAGCAGCGCUCUCUUAAGACUGUUGUCUACAGAUGACAGCUUAAGUUAAUUUAGGAAGAGGGAGGAGGCCGCAGGCCUGGGUGACUAUACCGCGGACGGCCUCGGGCGGACCACCAGAGCCAGGGGCUCACCCAGCAGGACGCGUGCCUUUUGUUUUUACUCACAGCUUCUUCGUACGCGUCAGUUCUGUCCUCUCCAGUCCACUCCAUCCACCACGUGGCUGCUGACCCUCUCAGCGUUCCCUCUCUCCAGCUUGGCCACCCAGCACACCCCGAGCCUCUAUGUGGAAGGUUUUGAGGACUCUUCCUGGGCCAGGUGCCCUUCUGUGGACUGUCACCUGGGACCCCAGGAGGCAGGGGCCCUUGUCUCUUGAGCCCUCUGAUAGCUUCAGGCCUCCCUGUCCAAGCCCAGGAAGUAGUUCUAAGUUCAUGCAAGUAAUGCUGGCGAACUCCAGAUUACAGCCAGAGGGAGAAGAAGGGCCUGUCCUCUGUGGACACCAGUUAAAAUUGAGAAGCAGCAGUUUGCAAGUAUCUUGACAAGGUGCUUCAGUGUCCCCAGCCUACUAACCUUCAAAGGCUUAGGCUUGGGAAAUUGGACGCAGGAAAGAUGACCCGACCCUCUUUUAUGCCUGUGCCUCGGAAGUCCAAUGUGAAGACCUGUCCCACCGUGCUCUUCUCAUCCUGUUAGAAGAUCAUCCCUAAAACAACACUUGAUGAUUCUUUGUUCUAGGAAUUACUAUGUGGUUAUAACUUAAUUUUUGUUAACUGUAGUGUAACAUAAUUAUCUGCAAGUUUUUCAGUUUUAUUUUUCAAGGGAAAGCUCUGGUCAAUUUUAUAUAUGACUCCCGAAUUGCUGUCAAGCUCUUGUUGGCGGUUUUCUGGAGCUACACGCACAUAGAUCCAAGAGCAGAUGAGACGGCCGAAGGAGGGAGGGGUGGACGCGAAGCAUAUUCGGGACUCAAGCCUGGGGUUCCCCUGACUUUGGAAGAAAGAGGCGGAGCACUCUAGCAAAGGAGGUCGAGAAGAGGCCGGUGAAGGCAGAAAAUAUUUCACAGAGAGUGAUCAACUCUAUCAAUAUUGCUGAGGAUCCGAGUGAAAAGACAGAAGCGACCACUGGGCUUGGCGAAACAGGUCGUUGACGGCACUAGUUUUUUGUUUUUUACGUUUGUUUUUGAGAGAGCGUGAGCGGGGCAGAGAGGGAGGCACAGCGUCCGAGGCAGGCUCCAGGCCCCCAGCUGUCAGCACCGAGCGGGACACACAGUUCAAACCCGCGAACCGUGAGAUCAUGACCUGAGCCAAAGUUGGAUGCUCAACCCACCGAGCCACCCGGGAGCCCCCGACAGCACUAACCUCGACGGGGACCCAGGGAAGGAAGUUCGCAGUGGGCUGGAAAGAGGGUGGGGGUGAGAAGCCUCAGGUGUCUUCAGACGCGAAAUAAAGACCGAAGUAAGCGUU